This is a messenger RNA of Drosophila ficusphila, 2194 nucleotides long. It is a transcript of the gene cu, whose product is annotated as nocturnin. The transcript is spliced from 6 exons. Gene Ontology annotation, biological process: circadian rhythm. Lineage: Eukaryota; Metazoa; Arthropoda; Insecta; Diptera; Drosophilidae. Gene Ontology annotation, molecular function: poly(A)-specific ribonuclease activity. Bases 102 to 2018 code for a protein of 638 amino acids. The record is from RefSeq and is a predicted model, not a curated record.
GCCAGAAGUGCGCUCCUCCAAUUGUGUACAUCGAAAUAUUACGCAUACGCAGCGUGGUCAAUGAAAAGUUCCGUUCGUAGAAGUGAUCAAAAAUCAAAGAAAUGGAUCAAAAGCGCGGAGUACGGGAAAACUAUGGCCACAGACGCCAGCCAGCCUUGGGCAAGGCCAUGCCAGUUACGGCUCUUUUGCUGAAUAUGGAGGUGAAUUCCAAGGAUUACCGACGAAGUGAUGGUGGUUCAGAGCCAUCAGACGAGGACGAUAAGCCGCCACAAUUGUUUAGUGUGACGGAUGAGCCACCCUCACCCAACGAGGAGGACUCCAAGCCACCCAAUCACUAUACGGAAGAUCAAAAACUAGCUGGCGAUUCUCGGAGGGAAGUUCCCUGCUCGAAUUGCCUGCAAUUGGCAUCCGCAGAUCUCACCGAUCGAAACUCGGCCAUUAACGAGAUGUGCCAACGUCUGUGUGGUCCCGAGUGCAGACAGCCUCAAGGACUCACGCUCGAUGGCUUUCGGCAGGAUUUCCUCAGGCAGUACGAGAUCGCGGAAGCUGUGGCCAAGACCUCGGCCAUGACCUCCACCGUUCAGAUGAAACAGCGCCUGGCCGCUCGCAAACUGGAAAUCGAAAAGGAAAUGGAUGAGCAGCUGGGCGUGGCCAGCCCCCAUAUCGAUAUCAAUCUCGGCCAGAGCAGCAGCAGCAGUUCCGCUGCAGCUGGAGAUUUUGAGUUUGAGCCGCCCCGCGAUCUGCUUUUGUAUCUGGUGAGAAUGGGCUCAUUCAACUCGGCACCAAAGAUCAACAACGUGGACUCACAGGACGAUGGCCUGGAGUUACCCACGGGUCUGAGUACCUCGGCUCUCCUUCAGCAUGUCCAGAAAUUGCGGGGCGGCGGAAUCGAGCAGCCCUCGCUGCUCACCCGCGGCUUCUUGAAACCGCUCCUGAUGGACGGAGACGUGGCCGACGGACUGCGUUGCCUCCAGCUGAACUCCGUGUCGAGGGUUUGCAGUGCACCAGUUGAGGGCGAAGCCUCCGAGAACAUUCGAUUGCUACAGUGGAACAUUCUCUCGCAGACUCUCGGCCAGCACAACGAUGGUUUUGUGCGCUGUCCCGAAGAGGCGCUCACCUGGGAGCACCGCAAGUACCUGAUUGUCCAGGAGAUCCUGCAGAACCAGCCCGAUGUGAUCUGUCUGCAAGAAGUAGACCACUUCAAGUUCCUGCAGACGGUGCUGGGUAGCCAGAACUACGCGGGCAUCUUCUUCCCCAAGCCGGACUCUCCGUGUCUUUAUAUCGAGCAGAACAAUGGACCCGAUGGCUGUGCCGUGUUCUACAAGCGGGACAAGCUCCAGCUGCAAGGAUACGACACCAGGAUCCUGGAGGUCUGGCGCGUGCAGAGCAAUCAGGUGGCCAUCGCCGCCCGACUGCGAAUGCGUUCCAGUGGCCGGGAGUUCUGUGUGGCCACCACCCAUUUGAAGGCCCGACACGGCGCCCUCUUGGCCAAGUUGCGCAACGAACAGGGCCGGGAUCUCAUCCGGUUUGUGAAGCAGUUUGCCGGCGAUACACCGCUGCUGCUUUGCGGCGAUUUCAACGCCGAACCCGUUGAGCCCAUCUACGCCACGAUCCUGGGCUGCGAUCUUAUCCGGCUGGGCAGUGCCUAUGCCGACGUGAAGCUGGACCGCGAGAAGAUCCUGCAGCCCAGCGAGGAUGUGGGCGAGUUCGUGUCGGAGUCGAUGAAACGGGAGCCACCCUACACUACCUGGAAGAUCAGGGAGGAGGGCGAGGAGUGUCACACCAUCGACUACGUCUUCUACACACCCGAUCGCCUCAAGAUCAAAAACUGUCUAGACUUCCCGGCCGGCGAUCAGAUCGGCAAGAACCGCACACCCAGUUACCAAUAUCCAUCGGAUCACUUUUCCCUGGUGUGCGAUUUCGAGUUGCUACCUGCGGCGGAAAAGGGGACGGAAAUCGGAGGCGAUGGGGAAAAUGGAACGGAAACGGAGGGCGGCAAACAUGGCUCUAUUCAAUAGGAGCCAAGUUCCAGAAAUCACCAGAGAGAAGUUUCAAUAACAUUACAUCAAUUGUGAUAUUAGUUGUUAGAUACAUUUUAGCCUCAUACACGAGCGUUGCACUACAGUUUGCAGCUUUUACAAAUGAUAAUCCAAAAUUCACAAUCAAUAAAUAAUUUAAUAUGGAAGAAAGUCAA